UUCAUUCAUUUAAAAGAAGUAAACGUUGUUUCUAUUUAUUAAGAUUGUAUAGACUUGUAGAGAAAUUAGGUUCAGCAUUUGAUCGAUGCCUUUUAUUUACACUGAACAAAUUGAACAUUUCCAUUUAUAAGGAAAUUAAGAAAUGUUUUUGUGUUAAAUGUUUAUAUAAUAUUAAAAUAUCAGCGUCAGAUAGCAGCACGCUAUUGUAUAGCCGUAGAACGUUCAUUGUUACAUUUGUUGGAAAAUCAAUCUCAUCUAUGGAUACCCCGACCACGAGCCUAGACAUUCUAAUGGACUUAUUUAAAGUAUGAAUAUCCGGAUACACGCGAACACAUGCGAUGGAAAUUGGAUUAAAUCGACAUUUAACUUAUUAAAGAGGCAGUAGUGACUGGGGUAGGCACUAUGCCAUAACGAGGUCUUUAUUAAUAAACCCCAGUGUCAGUUAAAUGAAGUGAUUUUGUGAAAUACAAAGCCGCUGUAUAUUUGGAAAAUUAAAACAUACGGACAAUAAAUGAAAGUUAAAUAGAUUCUGCUUUACACAUGUGUCGUUUUACAUUAACAAUAGAUUAUGAAUGUUUAAAUAAAUCAACUGUAUAAAAAGACAUUCGAAAAUGAUAUCUUAUCGUUAUUUAGAAUAAGAAAUGAAACACCUUACUUUCGUAUCAUAAUCUACUUUAACAAUAUUUCAAUUGAUUUCCACAUCUGUAUUUUCUCACAUAAUGAAUAGUGUGUGUGCAUGCAUGCUUUGGGCUUUUAGUUAACAAAGUGUGAUUUUCCCGGGAUUAAGGAUUUUAGAAAAUGUCACGAAACUUUAAACUCAGAGAUAAAACUGGAGAGAAAUCAAUUCAAGGUUUUCUCCAAGAGAAACGAAUAGCACAACUGCAGAUGAAGCAAAUUAAGCGCUUGGAGCGCACGAGAGACGUUCGUCUGCGUUCUUUAGAGGCGGAGUCUUGUAUACUGAAAGAAAAACUUCAGUCUUAUGGAAGAGGGAUGACUAAUUUAAAUUCGUAUUAUGACAAAAAAGAACGAGAUGAGGAUAAAAACACAAUCUGGUUUCCUCUGGAAAGAUCGAAUACCGACUGGGAACCCCGGCCAUGUUGGAUCGGGGAAUCUGCCGUGAAUCAGCACAGCUGCCUACAUUUCCCGUGCAGAACUUUUACUUCUUAUCAUUUCUUUCAUAGACAACUGCCGGAAUGGAUUUUAAGUGGUGCAAAUGAGAGUGUACGUAAAAGUAAGAACAGUUGUGAUAAUUUGGCAGAGAACAAGAAAACUAAUUCAAAAUGUGUAACGAAAAAAGAUACAAUAACACUCCCUGCAAUAGAUUUUCCUGAAAACAUGACAGCAAAAGAGAGAAAGUUAAAAAUAAUUAUCUCUAAUAAAAGACUUCGAAAUGAGCUUGAAAACAAACCAGCUGACAGGUCUAUAAACUAUGGUAAACCAACACCUGUGCGGCGUCUUCAAAGACCUGUCCGUCCGUGUGUACGCCAGAUGGAUAUACUAUCUUAAUUUUUAGAACGUAACUACUAUUUGUUCCAUUAUAGCUUAAUUAGUACUCGCUACUUAUUUGAAACAGCACAAUGUUGAUAGAAAAGAAUGUUGACAGGUCAGAUGUUUAAAAGUGACACUCAGUCCAGCAUAAUAGAAUAGUAAUAGUAAAUUCAGCAUAAUAUAUAUAAAUAUGAAUAAACUUAUUUAUGUUGAAAUAUAACUGUUUUUACAAAAUAAAUGAUUAGAUAUAUUUUUGGUAAGACCUCAAUCGGAAUGGAUUAAUUUUGCUUCACAUAUAGUUCUUGAAUAAUUAAACUACAGUGUGUUCUUGUUUUG
This is a messenger RNA of Ruditapes philippinarum (Manila clam), 1824 nucleotides long. RefSeq lists its product as uncharacterized. The transcript has a single exon. NCBI's taxonomy places the organism in Eukaryota, Metazoa, Mollusca, Bivalvia, Venerida, Veneridae. The coding region runs from base 799 to 1506 and encodes 235 amino acids. The record is from RefSeq and is a predicted model, not a curated record.